Rhododendron vialii is the source of this 2485-nucleotide messenger RNA. RefSeq lists its product as uncharacterized. Bases 277 to 2169 code for a protein of 630 amino acids. Lineage: Eukaryota; Viridiplantae; Streptophyta; Magnoliopsida; Ericales; Ericaceae. Gene Ontology annotation, molecular function: RNA polymerase I core binding; RNA polymerase I general transcription initiation factor activity. Gene Ontology annotation, cellular component: nucleus. The transcript is spliced from 16 exons. The record is from RefSeq and is a predicted model, not a curated record. Gene Ontology annotation, biological process: transcription initiation at RNA polymerase I promoter.
UAGGGUUUGUGUGGGAAGUUUGAACAGCCUAGCUUCCACUUCCCAUACUCGGUGUGGCGGCAAAGAGAGAGAGAGAGAGAGCGUCUAGAGAGAGAGAGAGACUGCAACUUCAAGCGCGUGCGGGCUUAGGGUUUACUGCAAAAGAACGCCGACCAGACCAGACUUCUCCCCUUUUCUCUCACUCUCCGAUUUUCCCUCUCCUGCUCGUUUAAUCUAUGAUAUUUACACUGUUCGGUAUCAUUGGGAGCAUUAGUAUUACUUUUUUGUAGAGACACCAUGGGAGUGGAAUUAGCAGCUGGGAAGGCAGGACUAACCGAAAUGGAGGAUGUUAAUUUCACUGAUUUGGAGGUGGUACGUUUCGUUCGCGAUGCCCUAACAUCAUUCACCAUGGGUGACCGCGAAAAUUAUGAACAACUAAUUGGGGUUAUCCAUCACACAAAAAAUCUUGCCCCAGAUGAGGUGGCACUACUUGUGACAAGUCUAAAGGCAUUGUCAGGAGCAGUUUCUUGUUUUGAUAAUGUUCACCAUGAGCUUCUUUCUGCUAUAUUUGGAAUGAGCAUGUGGCACUAUAGUCCUGAUGUGAUGGAUGCAUUGGUCGAGCUAAUAAUAGCCUUGGCUGCUGCAAGUGGAAAAUAUAUUGAUUCUUGCUUGGACAUGCUUGUAAGGAAUUUUAUGCCUCCAUAUAAUUUCUUAGAGUUACUGAAGCAGCCACGCGGUCUUGCAAAGAAGGACCAUGUUCUUGAUCGUGUGCAUUCUGCGCUGGAAGACAUUGCUGAUUUGAUUCCUCUUGCACCGCUGAGAUUAAAGCGAAUUGUUUGCGAUAAAAUGCCACACAGCUCUAAUAAGGAACCUAUGAUCGUGAUAUAUGCAGAAAACAUGUUAAGAUUGGAGAGGAGUGUUAUGGGAGAACUUGUUGGGGACAUGAUGCUUGCAGCCGUGGUGGAUAAGCUGAUAGAUUUGGAUGUGGAGAUAGAAUGGGAGGAUAUUUUACAGGAUGAUUCUGGUAAAGGCAUAUUUGAAAUGGAGCUAGAAGGUGUGGAAGAGACUUUAGAUGAUGCUGAUCAAGAGGGUGAGCAGCUUCCAAGAGAAUAUUCAAGUGGGAGGAGUUUUCGGGGGAAUGCAUCUGCGGAAAAAUUAGAUAGCAUGUUGGUGCUUAUGUUUGAGCAUCUCAAAACUUGUGCUAAAGAUGGUCAUUUGGCUAAAGUAUUUGAAACUUUACUCGAGUCCUUUCAGAUUACUGUCUUGAGUGCGUACAAGUCAAAGUUUUCUCAGUUUGUAAUGUUCUAUGCCUGUUCACUGGAUCCUGAAAAUUGUGGUACGAGAUUCGCGGAUAUUCUGGCAGGCAUUUUUCUAAGCAGUUCCUAUCCCCCUUUUAAGAGGAUGAGUGCUGUUGCUUAUCUUGCUAGUUAUUUGUCCCGUGCAAAAUUUCUAUCAGUCUCUUUUGUUGUUAAGAUGGUGCAAAGGCUAGUUGGUUGGUGUUGGAAUUAUUGUGAAAAUCAGGAUGGUACUAUCAACCCAGAAGCUCACAGAGUUUUCUAUUCUGGAUGCCAGGCCAUCAUGUACGUGUUAUGCUUCCGUAUGAGAUCAGCAAUGGAUGUUCCUCGUCUAAAGUCUCAACUUUUCCUUAUGCCAAUAGAGGCAAUCUUGAAACAUCCAUUGAACUCGUUGAAGGUUUGCCUACCGUCUAUAGUGGGGGAAUUUCUCCGGCAGGCAAAAGCAGCUCGCCUGUUCAUGGUGUCGGAGACCUUUGUCUUUAACGAUCUGUUGGAAUCAGAACUUUCCAGAGCGUUUGGUGGAAUGGAAAGGCUCGACAUGUUCUUCCCGUUUGAUCCAUGUUUGCUAAAAAAAUCUGACAGGUUCAUCCGUCCAAACUUUGUAUUUUGGUCAAUGGUUAGAACUACUUACGAUAACGAUGACGAAGAAGGUAGCAGUGACGAGGAUGUUUUUGAGGAUUUUACAGGUGGGAGUGGGGAGAAUGUUGUUGAUGAUGCAAUGGCCGCGAGUUACGAGGAUCAUGAUAUCGAUCUUGACGAGUUUGACUAUUCAAUGAACAAAAUGUCCAUCACCCCCAAGAAUUCGUUGAAGUAUCGGUUUGGAGGUGAAUUACGAGGCGGUGCUAUGCAAAUGCCCUCGAGAAUCAGACCGUCCAUGAGUCCAGAAUCCUUGUGAUGCACAAAUGGCUUUUUACCUUCGUAGCAGAAGGACCCAAGGAAAUGGUCCAUCAAUUUGCCGACGAAUUCCUCAUCUCUUGAGAGAUACAAGAUGCUGGGCAGGUGUAAAACUAGUGUGUGCUGGAGUUUCUCCUGCGUAAUCUGUAAUUUCAACUUCGAAAUCAUCUAAAUGUUUUUGCCCCCUUUUGUUUUUCCAGUUAUAUAUAGGUAAACUAAGCUCAAGAAAUGUAAUCUCUGUUGGAGAAUUGUGAGUUCAAUGCUUGUAUAAUUAUUAUUCAUUGGUUAUCGGAUGUGGAGGCACCAGAUUUCCCUUC